Molecule: messenger RNA, 2070 nt
Organism: Magallana angulata
Lineage: Eukaryota; Metazoa; Mollusca; Bivalvia; Ostreida; Ostreidae
Product: neuromedin-U receptor 2-like
Exons: 1
Coding region: 85-1098 (337 amino acids)
Biological process (GO): G protein-coupled receptor signaling pathway
Cellular component (GO): plasma membrane
Molecular function (GO): G protein-coupled receptor activity
Source: RefSeq, a predicted model, not a curated record
UCUUAUUUCACUAGAAGUUGCCGAAAAAAUAAAAAUAUACUGAAAACAUUACAAAUAAUAUAAAUGAUACCAGGAUAACUUAAUAUGGAAUCAACUCAGAAUUUGUCAGAAUGGGAGCGCCUCACCCUUUGGAAUAAUAUGAGAUUUGAAGCAUUUUUGCCAACCACAAUUUUUCUGUUUUUAUGCUUUCCGAUAGGAGUUUUUGGCAAUGGAGUAGUUAUUUAUAUUUACGGAUUCCGUCUUCAUAGGAAAUACGCUGGGCGUUAUUUCAUUCCUUACUUGGCCGUCGCAGACCUAUUCGCAGUGUUCAUUUCCGUAGAACUUCACGUGGUCAACAAUUUCUACCCUGUUACGAAUAAGCUGGAAACCCUUUGUAAAUGGAACUUUGUUGCUGGAUUUUAUGCCUCUGUUUUUUCAGCAUAUGUCCUUCUUACUAUCGCCGUCCAGCGCUACCUGAAAGUUUGUAAACCAUUUAAAGGGCAGAUGACUUUAUUUUGGAGACGAUUUGCAUUGUGUCUUUGUCUUGCUCUCACAAUUCCUCUUGUUGUUCCAACUUAUUUUACAUUUGGAUUAGAGAGAGUUUACAACAAAGAAAUGAAUAUUACCGGAACUGCUUGUCGUAGACUGACCUCAACUACGCAGACUCCUUCUCUGAUUCACAGCGCCAUCUGUACACUUCUUGUUGUUAUAAUAGGAAUUGCAUUAAUUAUCUUGUAUCUAAAAAUAGCGAGUGUUAUUUAUCGUCAAAAUAAACUAAAUAUGAGAGAACCGAGGAAGAAGACAAACAUAUCAUUGAUGUUUAUGGUUAUCACAAUAGUAUUUCUGGUUUCAUUUUUGCCAAGAAUGAUCACAUUUCUUUUGGAGGGUAUUAUUAUAAAUGUGUGGGAAACUCUUUCAACAGAAGAAUAUGCCGUUGUGAGAAUGUUAGAAAUAUUGUACGUUGUAAAUCAUUUGGCAAAUCCCUUUGUUUAUGCUUUUAUGGAUGUCAAGUUUGUUAGCGAAUACAAAAAGGUGUUUGUCUGUUUCUUCAAAAAAUCGACCAAGAAGAAGUCGCCCCCUCCUUCAACCUCUUCAGAAACAUAUGGUAAUCAUCAAUAACAUUCAACGUUAUGUAUGGAUGAAAGACAUUUGAGUGUAAUAAGAUGAUGAUACAUUUGAUCACGCCUCGACAAUAUUACUCGAAUAACGAGUCCCUGUUCCUCAAUUAAAACUGCACAGUAUAUUAAUCAGCUUAAUAGUGAUUUAAUUGUUCAAAAAUGUCAAUAUCAAAGAUAUCCUCUGUUUUGGAUUUUUUCAUAUUUUUUUUAUAUCUCAUUGUUGACAUUCUUUUGUUAUUUCUAUUUGUUAUAAUAAUGCAAUCCCCGCUUGCAUAAUAACAGUAUGUUAUAUGUUUUAUCGAUGAAAUUAUCAGAUUACACAUUAAAAAUCUUAUUCGCAGUGUUAUCACAGACAAAGACACUGAAUGAAUUAAAGUUGGUAGAUUUUGGACAAAAUCAAUCUUAAGUUAUUAUAUGUAGACCAACAUUAAUUAGGAUAGAAAUCUAAACUUAAAUUAUAUGUUAUUGAUAUGUUGCAUUGAACAGAGGGGACACAAAUGAUGUUAGCAUGUGGGUUUUUUUCAGAAUCCAACAAAUUAUGUUUAUUGAUAUGCAUUUAUAAAAAGUGGUAAACCAAGCAAUAUCUAUUUCUAGACCAAUAUGUAAUUAAAAUGUUAUAUACAAUAUUUCUUUUGGCUGUAUUUGUAAUAGCUUAAAGUUGUUUACGGAUACAUUUAACGUUAAUGAUGUUAGCAUGUUUUACUGCUUCAAAAGUUAGAGAUAACUUUACAGUGUGAAUUACACGUGUACAUAUAUAUACUUUGAGUUUUUUCCUUCCCAUAUGAUAGUAUCACACGCCAUCGUGCGUUACUAGUAAUUCUUUUUUUCCCUUUUUUUGUACAUGUAAAUACGUUUAUGCACUUUUUCCCGUAUUUCCUAAUCAUGUUUGUACAUUUUUGUUAUUUGAUUAUGGUUAUUUUCAGUGUAGUUUAUGAUAUCAUAUAUAAGUCUGAUAUUUUCCCCAAUAAAAUUA